Molecule: messenger RNA, 7557 nt
Organism: Salmo salar (Atlantic salmon)
Lineage: Eukaryota; Metazoa; Chordata; Actinopteri; Salmoniformes; Salmonidae
Product: multiple C2 and transmembrane domain-containing protein 1-like
Biological process (GO): regulation of neurotransmitter secretion
Cellular component (GO): synaptic vesicle membrane
Molecular function (GO): calcium ion binding
Source: RefSeq, a predicted model, not a curated record
UAACUACCAACGCAUACGUUAUUAAGCGCUGUCUGUUUAAGUAUGUGUUGCCAUCUGUUGAAGUAUGUGUUUCCAUCUGAUUCUGACUCCAAUAAGUGUGAUGGUUUUUCUGCCCAUGCAGCCUGUGUGAACUUCACAUUUAAUGCAAGCGCAACGCUUCCGCUCCAUAAUUUUACCGUUUGACCGCAACACACCACGUUUGUCAUGAAAUUCACACUUCAGGCGCGUGCAUUCGCGGAUGACGAAGAUCCAGAAGAUCUACACGAACCCAUUCGUCUUGUGCGGCUCAUUGGCGCUGGAAAUUGAUCAUAGUGGAAGUGCAGUAUCUUCAGCCAACGGUGACAUUCACGACGCCGUGCGCGCAGACUGGCAGGCUGCUGUACCGGCACUAUGGAAGAGAAAAACAAGGACGAUAACGCCACGAAGGGACAGGAAUCGAUGUCCUAUCAACGGAGGAUGUGGAAGAAUUUUCAAGAAAAAACCAAACCGUUUUUGAGUCCCAAAUUGGUCUCUGAACGUCGCAAUCCCGACAGUAAAAAGGAGACGGGGUUAUGGAUGUUUAAAAGGAAAAAGAAACAGUUGGACCGCGUCUUUUCGUCCUCACAGCCCAAUCUCUGCUCCUCUACCCCGUCGACUUUCCCAGGCGACCUGUCACUCGGCGGUACAGCGGACCCUGGGAACAGCAGCACGGGGCAACCUAUGCAACAGCUGUUGGGGGCGGAUGGAGUGUCGGCAAGCAAGCCAGAGCUAACGGGACACGAGUGCCCGAAGCUCAUCGUCUCCCAUUUAAUCAUGUCCCACCAGAAGAGCUCCUCUCUCGGCUCUGCAUGCUUCGAGAAGCUGGUAGUAAAAUCUGCGGACGUUGGAGAGGAGGAACAGCUCCGCAAAAACGCCAGUGAUUCUGGCAUCAACAUCGUGGAGCCAAGUAAUGCUGAGACCGCCCUUGUUACCAACCCAGGGAUGUACCAGCUGGACAUCAUACUGAAGAAAGGACACAACCUCGCCAUCAGGGACAGAGGAGGGACAAGUGAUCCGUAUGUGAAGUUUAAGAUCGGUGGGAAGGAGGUGUUCAGGAGCAAGACUAUCAAUAAGAACCUGAACCCAGUGUGGGACGAGAAAGUCAGCCUACUGGUGGACAGCCUCCGAGAACCCCUCUAUGUCAAGGUGUUUGACUAUGACUUUGGCCUUCAGGAUGACUUCAUGGGUUCUGCCUACCUCUACCUGGAGUCUCUGGAACACCAGAGGAACCUGGAUGUGACCCUUGACCUUGAGGACCCCCAGUACCCCGACCAUGACCUGGGAACUCUAGACCUGGCAGUCACACUGUCGCCCAAAGAGGGAGACUUCAGGGAAGCUACCAUGCUUUUGAGAAGGAGCUGGAAGCGAUCCAAUAAGCAGCUGCAUUCAAGUAUGCGGUUGUCAGAUGUCCACAGGAAAGCUCAGCUGUGGAGAGGUAUAGUGAGCAUCAGUCUGAUUGAGGCUCGCGACCUCCAGCCUAUGGACGCCAACGGCUUCAGUGACCCCUACGUCAAAUUCAGACUGGGCCAUCAGAAAUACAAGAGCAAGACGAUACCCAAGACUUUGAACCCCCAGUGGAGAGAGCAGUUUGACUUCCAUCUGUAUGAGGAGCAGGGGGGCUUCAUCGACAUCACCGUCUGGGACAAAGACGCAGGCAAGAAGGACGACUUCAUGGGCAGGUGUUCGAUAGACCUGUCGCCGCUGAGUAAAGAGCACACUCAUAAAUUGGACGUACCACUGGAGGAGGGCGAGGGCAUGCUGGUGCUGCUGGUCACACUCACGGGGGCUGCAGCAGUGUCCAUCUCGGACCUGUCGGUCAAUAUUCUGGAUGACCCACACGAGAGACACCAGAUACUACAGAGAUAUAGUGUACUGAGGUCGUUCCACAACCUGAAAGAUGUGGGUAUGGUCCAGGUGAAGGUCAUCAGAGCAGAGAGGCUGAUGGCAGCAGACGUCACAGGCAAGAGUGACCCCUUCUGUGUGGUGGAGUUGAGUAAUGAUCGGUUACAGACACACACCGUCUACAAGAACCUCAACCCCGAGUGGAACAAGGUCUUCACCUUUAACGUGAAGGACAUCCACUCAGUGUUGGAGGUGACGGUGUACGACGAGGACCGAGACAGGAGUGCAGACUUCUUGGGGAAAGUGGCCAUCCCUUUACUAAACAUUCAAAAUGGUGAACGGAAAGCCUACGCCUUGAAAAGCAAGGAGCUGACAGGGCCAACAAAAGGGGUCAUCUUUCUCGAAAUAGACGUGAUUUUUAAUGCUGUGAAGGCCGGUCUCAGGACAUUAAUACCCAUCGAGCAGAAAUACAUUGAGGAUGAACCCAGAGUGUCCAAACAGUUGCUGCUGCAGAACUUCAACAGAGUGAGGCGCUGCAUCCUGUUCCUCAUCAACGCCGGCUGCUACAUCAACAGCUGCUUCGAAUGGCACUCACCUCAGAGGAGCAUCUGCGCCUUUCUGCUCUUUGUUCUCGUGGUGUGGAACUUUGAACUCUACAUGAUUCCUCUGGCUCUGCUGCUGCCGCUGGCCUGGAACUAUAUCCUUGUCGCUUCGGGGAAGGACACCAGGCAAGACGUGCAAGCGAUGGAGGACUUGCUGGAGGACGAGGAUGAGGACUAUGACAAAGAUGACAAGGUGCCUAGGCCUGGCCAUUCGGAUGACGGCCGACUGCCUGAAAGCCAUAUCCUUGUGGAUAUGUUGGCUUCCUGGCACUUUGAGUGGAUACGGGUGAUGGUGGACCCGGAGAGAAAGGGCUUCAUCAACAAGCUGUAUGCCAUCCAGGAUGUGUGCAUCAGUGUGCAGAAUGCGUUGGAUGAAGUAGCCUCCUACGGCGAGAGGAUAAAGAACACCUUUAACUGGACAGUGCCUUUCCUAAGCUGGCUGGCCAUUGUUGCACUGUGUGUGGCCACUGUGCUCAUCUACUAUAUCCCCCUACGCUACAUUGUCCUGGCCUGGGGGGUGAAUAAAUUCACCAAGAAGCUCCGUGACCCGUACAACAUUGACAACAACCAGCUCCUGGACUUCCUGUCCAGAGUCCCCUCAGAUAUACAAGUGGUGCAGUACCGAGAGCUGAAACUGGAUCUCAGUCAUAGUCCAAAUAAAAGAAAGAAAAACAACCCGGGGUAGCUGGCUUUGUCCGCCCACUGAAUCUUCCCUCCCUCAACGGCCCGACACCAAGGAGCAGAGGAAGGCUGGUCUGGACCUCCUCAACUCUCUCUCUCUCUCCACUUUCUCCCUCUUCUACUGACUUUAAAUAUACAUGUACAGGCUCCCGAAGUGUAAUUGUCAUUGUAGAAAGAGACAGCAAGAGAAAAAUCGUAAAUUCCGAGUUUAGAGAUGAGCGUGGAUGAAAGUGGACCGGACCAUUCCAGACCUAGGUGUUUACAGCGUUGUACCAGUCUGACAGAUGUACAAGUCAUGCUCAACUGUGUGACAGUUAUGAGUUCAUCCAAAGAGGUUUCAGACAUUUUUACAUAAUUCCCCGUAAGGAACAUAUCAUUUAACCCUAUCAUAGUCAGAAAGCCGCUAACCAGGUAGAAUGGACUGUCUACUUUUUUAAAUCUGAACUCCCAAUGACCUCUGAGUAUAAGCAUGUGGAACAAUAGAUAAAGAGCUUAUUUAUUCAUUAUUUUACAAAAUGUUGUAAAUUCUUUUUUGUUGUAUUUACAUUUUGGAUUAAAUUAUUGGGGCGGGGGGGGGGGGGAUUUGUUCUUUCUGCACCAAGCCUCCAUCUCAGCCAGUAUACAGUGUUACCUAUUAGCCUCCAGUUCGUCCUGUCGCUCGCACACUGCACAGAGAACACUAAAACAGAUAACCCUAUAGUACACCCUUCAUUGACAUCUUUGAAGUUGUAUUUGUACGUUUACACUUUGCCCACGUUUCUAAUUGCCUCUCACCGCUUUCUGACUUAAAUCAGCGAGAAGCAACUAGAUAUUUUAAGAGGUCAAAUGUUAAUUGUCUUUUCAGUUCUUAGGCCUAUAUACAUAUCACCCUGUUCCAGUGGUCCUUGACUAUCCAAAUGAAUGAUAACUUCAAAACCUCAAAAGAUCCUCUUUUAAAUGGAACUGAAAACUGCUGCAGUCCUGCCGAUAUGCCAUUCUUCUGGUCUUCACUACCAUCAGUAGCGCAGAUCGGUGUUUUUCUACCCAGAAACAGGGUGUCGUUUCCCCCCAGAAGAGGCAGGCAAGUGUAGAUUGCUGCUGUGCCACUGAGCUAAUAUAGAUGUCACCCUGUGCAGACAGAAUCGCCAGGCAGGCCUUAGGCAGCCCAAGCGGUAAUCUUAUUUGAAAGGCUGGUCUCCUCUCCUCUCAUCUCCACAUGUUGCCUCAGUGGGCACACACACACACACACACUCCAACACUGUGCCACAGGCUGGCCGCCAUCUCCAUCUGCCCCACCUCCUGCUCAACUUUGAUCUCUCUUUCAAGGGAUGAGUUUAUGUGUAUAUGUGUAUGUGUGUGCAUGUGUCCCACUGGGCAAAAACCGGUUGAGUCAACGUUGUUUCCAUGUCAGUUCAGCCCAAACAAUUCUACGCGAUGACGUUGGAAUCAACGUGGAAAACCUGAUGGAUUUGCAAAAAUUCGAUCCACGUCAGGGAAUUUCGCCUUUUUUCCCCCCCGCCCAACUUUGAACCUAAAUCCAAUGACCAGAGGAAAUGUUUGGUCGAUUUCAGGUUAGUUGACAAUUUAACCAAAGGUAAAUCAAAGGUAGACGUUGAACUGACGUCUAUGCCCAGUGGGGUGUUUAUGCAAAGCAAACAAGCAAGCUGCAUGGAGGGUGUCCCCGUACACUGUGUGUGUGUGUGCAUGCUGGGUGUGUAUGCAUUCUGGGUGUGUAUGCAUGCUAUGUGUGUAUGCUACAUGUAAAUAUGCACCCAUGCACGUUUCUGGAGUUGUCUGUCUCUUUUGGCUCUGGAGAGUGAUGUAGAUGGGACUGAAAACUUGUUGGGCCAGAUGCUGCGUUUGGUGGUGGAGAGGUCGACCGCUAGACGAGCAGCCAGUUAGCCGCUGUGUGACAAGACAAGACGAUGGGUGGCCAGAGACCGCAGGGCUUUGCGCGUAUGUGUGCGCACCCUCUUUCCAAAGCCCUCCCAUUAUCCCUCUCACUCUCCCUCUCUCAUUCGUCAGCGGUUAGGAUCGUGGCCCUGUCUGAAGGGAACGUCUCCUGGGUCUCUCCCGAAAGCAUCUGUUGAAAGAUCACAGCGUAGGCUACAUCUGAGGGGCCUUCCACUCCUCCACAUACCCCUCUCCCUCCCUCCGUCCCUUAAACUUCAACAAGCGUAGAUCUGCCACUUUGGAAGGCCAUUGGUUUGGUUUGUUUUGAGAGAUGCACUUGAAAUACAAUAACAUGCUCCGUGGAGAGUAGGACCUACACGGGUUACAUCAUCCUCUCUACAAUGCAGACUCGUGUCUAUUUGUAUUGCCUCAAGGGGACAGUUUGAAAACCUGAGUAUGUAUGUGUGAACUACUGUACGUGGUAUAAUUUACAGUAACUGUGGUGGGUAUAUUGUGUGUGGUCUUAUAUCCAAAUAUUCCAAGUUUUAUAACAUUGUUUUGACUAUGUUUGCAAGCAAACCAAAGUGAUUUAUUUGACACGACAGAAAAAAGAAGCUAAACAGAAUGUAUCGGACGGACAUAAAGGAAAAAGGAACUUUCAUUUGCACCCUUUUUUUUUUUACUCAACUUACUUUUUUUGGAAUGAUGUACAUAAUAUGCUUGUAAAUGGUCUAAUGUUGGUUGAUGAUCUUGUAUAGGUGUAUGCUUGUCAUUUCUCUCCGAGGUAUUUUCGCCUGCAGUGUUGCCUGUGUCAUCUUCACUCUCCUAGUCCUGGCCAAUGGUUGUAGAGGACAAGGAUGGGGAUUUGGGGUGGGUGGGGGCAGUAAAGGGAAAGUUAUGAGAAAAUAAUGUACAUCUAAUACGACCAAUAAAUUCACCAGAUGUAUGUCGAUUAUUUUGGGAAAACUUGUAAAAGAUUAAAUAUUUUGUAUCAUCUUUGGAGAUUUUUCAUUCAUUGCCAAAAUGGCAUUGAGCUUCACGAAGACAAAUACAUAGCCAGCUACACAAAAAGUUGGUUUGAAGUGGAUACCACCCGGGAGGGCCCUUGAGGCCCCUGUGUGAAUCCUCUGACCAGAUCAUUUAUUAGUCUGGGAGUCCCUCCACUGUCUGAACCCCCUCCAUCUAAACUCCUGUACAUCACUCCUCACAGCCCCGUAAAUGACGACAUGCAUACCCAGCCAAUGGUACUCCCCUCCACAAGAAGAGGUCAGGAAGGAACACUGGGUUAUUAGUCUCUCCUCCUGACAAACACACAUCAUCCACACAUAUCAGGAUGUAAUCGCUAGCUCCCUCUAACACACAAUCACACACUACAGUAUAAGCCCAUCUCUUUAUUGAAGUUCCCCACUCAGGAAAUAGUUUGUGUGACCAGGCUAGUUUUAAGUUGUAUUCUUGAGCACCCAGAGGUGGGCUAGUCUCUUACUCCUGGUCACCCACCACAUGGCCUGCAGAUGAGGCUCUUCCAUCUCUGUCCUGUGCCCCCAGCUCAGGACACUACGUGACCAAACAUGACAGGACCCAUCCGGCUCAAUAGAUGCUUCCACUGCCAAACACAAAGAUAGACCUUUGGUGAGUGUGUGUGUGAGUACGUGCAUGUGCGGGUGCAUGUUCAACUGACACGCACCUCAGUUUGUUGCCCUUUCAAUUGCUCUGCAAUCGAAUGCUAAGCAGCAUGGUUGCUCACAAUGGUAGAACUGCUACUGGAAAACCUAGUAGGUGCUACUGCAGUGAGUUGUUGCUUAUUUUAAAGACUCCUGACCCGUACCAGCCACUAUAAAGAAGUGAACAGCCUUACAGGGUUAGAGGUUACUGUAGCUUCCCCUGCAUAGGAGAAGACUAUUUGGGGUAAGAGCAUGUGUAGCUCUGCCAACAUUCUGUUGAUCUGAGUUCUGUUGAGUUGUAGUUCAGUUGUUUUGAGAUUCAUUUUUCAUUCCCUGUAACGGAUUAAGCUCUUAUUAAAGUACUAUUGUUAUUGCUUAUAGACACCUGUCUGUCUCGUACUGCAUGAUGACAUGCACGUGACACCUACGGGCAUGCCACACAGUAGGUGUCAAAGGGGGGGGGGUGUCUGCCCUAAGAUGGCCGCCAUAGUAAAGACUACACGACCCAUAACCCUGUGCUAUACAGGUCACCUGGUCUAUGUUCAGUUGCCAAAUGUUCUUCAACAUUGCAGAUAGAAAUGCCGUGAAUAGAGCCAAUGUAAUUCCUUAUUUUACAUGCCAGAGAGGCAUGUUUGAUCUACAUAGCCUAUUUCUACAACAUUCAAUUCUGCAGAAAGUGUCGCUGGCCCGAGUGGCCUUACUAUAUUGGCAGCACCUGCACUGCAUUGGGACUCUCCAUAAACCUUAUAUUUUUGAAGGAAGGACUUUGGUUCAGUUUGAGUAAGUUAAAUGCUCUGACAGAGCUAGCCCAUUUGAUUUAGUGUGAUUCAUUUAUUUCUAAGUUUGUCAUUAAAAAGUAUUUAUUUUACCUUUCACCUGCA